Molecule: messenger RNA, 1223 nt
Organism: Culex pipiens pallens (northern house mosquito)
Lineage: Eukaryota; Metazoa; Arthropoda; Insecta; Diptera; Culicidae
Product: pyrimidine-specific ribonucleoside hydrolase RihA-like
Exons: 4
Coding region: 67-1182 (371 amino acids)
Molecular function (GO): hydrolase activity, hydrolyzing N-glycosyl compounds
Source: RefSeq, a predicted model, not a curated record
AGCAGAGCUCUGCAUAUUUAAUAUAUUGAAGUGCGCUAGGUUCUUGGUUCUCAGUCGCCGUCGUCGAUGAUCAUAAGUCACUGGUGUCGGGUUUGCUCAUUCGUGGUGGAUCGAAUCUUGCGAUCAGCAAUGGGCAAAAUUUCUGCCAUUGUUGGCGUAGCUCUUGCGGCCUUUAUGAUUUUCAUCAUUGUAGCAGACUCUGCUGAGGCCAAUCAAUCAAUUCGACGCGUUAUUGUCGACGUCGAUGCUGGCCCCGAUGACGCGUGGGCACUUUAUCACCUGCUCAGCAGCCCGCAGGUCAAGGUUGAGGCCAUCAGCUGUGUGCGAGGUAACACGAACGUGACCAUGGUGGGUCGAAACGUGCUGCGGAUACUGACCGCAAUGGGAAAGGAGAAUGAGAUUCCAGUUUUCUUGGGGUCUGAUGAACGCCUGAUUACGCCUGGACCGGUUGUGGACCCCAAGGAUAUGUACUUUGGAGCGGACGGAUUUUCAGACGUAGAUUACUCCCAUUUGCCUCCGCCGAAUAUGGCGCUACUUCGAACGGGUGCCAUUGGUGAACUUGCGAGACUUAUUGAAAAGUAUCCUUCAGAAAUAACGUUUAUCACCUUGGGACCGCUAACAAACCUCGCUCUGCUGUUGAAAGUCCACCCGAAAACCCGCCAGCUGAUCAAGGAAGUUUUCGUGAUGGGCGGAAACCGGCACGGUGUUGGCAACACUGAAAGUGCCGCCGAGUUUAACUUCUACAACGACCCCGAGAGCGCCAAUAUCGUGGUCAACAACUACCCAGGGCUGAUCACGGUAUUUCCGUGGGAGACUGUUUCGCUCGAUCAUCUCGUGAUGAAUCAAACGUGGCGGUUCGAGAAGAUUGUAAGCUCCACGAAUCCUGUGGUACAAAUUUUGAACCCAGCUGAGCGAAAGUCGUUGGGUGAAGGUGACAACUGGAUGCCCUGCGAUCUGCUGGUGGCAAUGGCCUUCACCAAUCCGGAACUGAUCACAAAAAGGAAACAAUAUCCGGGAAGUGUGGAACUUGCCGGAUCGCUGACACGUGGUCAGCUCGUGCUGAACCAUCAAAAGGAGGGAACUGGAAACAUUGUGAUUGUGGAUAACAUGGACCACGCCGCGGUGGAGCGAAUGAUCAUGGGAUUGGCCGCGGAAUGCAAGGCAUGUGCUGGUUCAGGAUGAGAACUAAACUUUUAUGGAAAAUAUAUUUAUUUUAACACUAA